Symbiodinium sp. CCMP2592 is the source of this 1758-nucleotide messenger RNA. The record is from the annotation of a GenBank genome assembly. NCBI's taxonomy places the organism in Eukaryota, Dinophyceae, Suessiales, Symbiodiniaceae.
AUGCCAGCAGAUGUGAAGUGCAGCGCCGCGGCCCAGGUUCUGGACUUGUCCUUCCGGCGAAGUCAAACCGAAGAGAAUGUUCUUUAUGAGUGCUUUUCUAUGGUUCUGGCUUCGGCUCACGAGCUGCUGGAAUACGCACUUUACUUGCGACGAGCCCCGGCUUGUGCGGCAGCACUCAUUGUUCCUGGUGAUGGAAACACGAGCGCCAAGCAAAGUGUGUUGAGUGAGAUGAAGCAGGAAUGGGAGACGGUGCUAUUCAUGGAAGCCAAUGAUCGCAUGAAUGCUCUUCUGAAAUCGAGAUGCCGGUUCACAGACUUUCAGAACUUUCGAGAGAUACACACCAUGAUGGAGCAGUGCCAGUACAGAAUCACGGACAAGGCUAGGUCUCUCAUCGAGGCCUGGCACCCUCCUUUUGGAUGGUCUGCCAAUCUUGAGAGUGUGUUUGGUGAGAUCCAGGCAGCACUGAAAAAAUCGAACCGCUCUGAGGGAGCAUCGAUGCAGGCGAUGAUGAGUGUAGCAGUGCGAUCUUUGGAUCGUCGUGUUUGCACGUCCGAAACGAGCCCGACCCCGCUACGCCUUGCCUCUGAUGAUUAUAUUGGAAAGCAGACCGCCGGCCUCAAAGCCAAAAUCUGGCUCUCUUUGGAUGUUUUGGAUGCGAGCACGCAUCUGUGGGCAGCCCAAUGCCUGGGAGCUGGUGAUCUCCUGAAGGUGAAGGGUGAGUUCUUCGUGACCACGGAUUCAUAUGAUGUCUUCACACCCCAGGCCAUUCGAAUGAAAGAGCUGCCCUACGAAUUUCGCGACGGCCUUCCAAACCCGAUCCCGGAUGAAACGCGGAUGCCGAAAGAAGCCAGCAAGGCCGCUGUGCAGAUUGAUCCCCUGGGGAAAGGCCAAGCCAGCAAAGCACUGUGCAUUGAUGUCUCAGAGAUUUUUCCUUUCUUUGAAGUCAUGACUUUGAGAUGUACGGUAAAUGUACAGCAGGCAAAGCUGAUGUUGUACACGUUGCACAUCGCCCCGGAUGCCUUAGCGAGCAAGCUGGGCAGUGGACUGCUGGUACGACAGGGCACGAUCGAGUAUUCUUUGCUCCCCUGCCUGGUGGAGACGAAAAAGAUUCUUCGACUUCCUUCGGCCUCCUUGUCGGACCUUCUUUUGCAUCAGAACGUGAGGAUGCCGAAGAAUACAACUGUUGCUUGCAAGAUUCGCAGGUUGAUGGCAGAGGAUGCAGUAAAGCAGGUCUGCAGCGAGACGGUGAUUCAGGAGAUCAUCCAGAUUCUUGAGUACCAGUGGGCGGAGCUGAACGACGAUCCAGCUACCACGGCCUGCAGACACCUGCUGGCUGGCAUGGAUGAGGAGAGUGAGGACGAGGCCAAGCAGGACGAUGCGGAUAUGGAUAUGCCAGUGGCGGCCCAUGCGAUCGAUGAGCGAGCAUCCCGAAGUUUGCUAAGCGCAACCGCAGCCAUCCCGAAGGAGAUCACUGACCGCUACGAGCUGCCGGAGAAUGUCCAUAUUCACAAAACUGUGUUCCGAGAUCAAACUCUGCCCCACUAUCAGGGGAAGCUGCUUGGUGGCAGACUUUUCGAGGGAAAGCAGUCCACAUCUGCCUCGUUCAACCCCGAUUUGCCGCUCAUGCAAAUCGACGAAAGGAAGGCCACCAUACGAAGUAUGACGGCCAGCAAAAGGAGCGAGGGCCAAGCUUUUUUUAUGGUUCUGAGCUGGCUUCGCAAAGCUGAAGCUUCCGCGAAGCGGCGAAGGGUAACCUAG